Tripterygium wilfordii is the source of this 598-nucleotide messenger RNA. Its product is annotated as auxin-responsive protein SAUR78-like. Gene Ontology annotation, biological process: response to auxin. NCBI's taxonomy places the organism in Eukaryota, Viridiplantae, Streptophyta, Magnoliopsida, Celastrales, Celastraceae. The record is from RefSeq and is a predicted model, not a curated record. The transcript has a single exon. The coding region runs from base 60 to 452 and encodes 130 amino acids.
UUCCCAUUCUCUGCAGAAACUAAACUCUCUACUUCUCUCUCAAUUAUAGACUAACAAAGAUGGCCAAAACUGGCAAACUAAGGAAGCUAAAGUCAGCAAUUAAGAGAUGGCCGUCUCUCAGUAAGCUUGGUUGCGCGAGCAGUUCGAUAGCGGCAGCAUCAUCAGAGACAGAAGACAACCCGAUUGCCGCGGCGGCGGAGCAGCAGGAAGAGCUUCAGGCGGUUUAUGUUGGGAAGUCUAGGAGGAGGUAUUUGUUGAGCUGGGAUACCAUUUGUCAUCCUUUAUUCCAAGAGCUUAUAGAGAGGUCAGGUGGGUUUAACAAUGGUGAUGAUGAUGAUAGUAACGAAGUUGUGGUUGCUUGUGAGGUUGUUUUAUUCGAGCACUUGUUGUGGAUGCUUGAUAAUGGCGGUUCUGAUCAAUUGGACGAGCUUGUUGAUUUCUACACUUGUUGAAGAUUGAAUCUUUGUAAUAGAAAUCACGUGUUGAUUGAUCGAUUGAAAGGCUGGUCAAUAUAAUACUAAUUUCUAGCUUAGAACAUGUAAUUGCUUGGUUCUCAAUAUCAUAGAUUUAUCGACAACCACAAGUUUUGAAUUCCAAA